Messenger RNA from Gaeumannomyces tritici R3-111a-1, 1134 nucleotides. Its product is annotated as 26S proteasome non-ATPase regulatory subunit 9. Gene Ontology annotation, cellular component: nucleus; cytoplasm. NCBI's taxonomy places the organism in Eukaryota, Fungi, Ascomycota, Sordariomycetes, Magnaporthales, Magnaporthaceae. The record is from RefSeq and is a predicted model, not a curated record. The coding region runs from base 83 to 772 and encodes 229 amino acids. The transcript has 4 exons. Gene Ontology annotation, molecular function: protein binding. Gene Ontology annotation, biological process: proteasome regulatory particle assembly.
CUGCCACUUCAGCAUCUGCUUCCUUCCACCAAAUAUGGUAACUGCUGCGCCAACCCCCAGGUAGAUAACCUGUAUCGGAAAAAUGAACAACCUGCACGCGCCCACAAUCCCGUCAGGGCCCACGACUGCGCCCGCUACCAACGGCCGCGCGGGGCAUUUGACCAUCGCGGAGCUGCAGCGCAAGAAGGACAACCUUGAAGCCGAGCUCAAGGCCCUGGGAGGCGUUCUAGAGUCGCACAAUGUCGACAUGAACACGAGCCUCCUGACCCCGGACGGGUUCCCCCGCGCCGACCUCGACAUUGCCCAGAUACGGACAACCCGGGCACGGAUCAUCCACCUGCGAAACGACUACAAGGACCUUAUGGCUGUGAUUGAGAAGCAGCUUCAUGAGCACUUUGCCAGCCUCGAUGACGACGAGGUCGCGGCCUCCUCCGGAACAACUUUUGCGACGGCUGAGCCGCUCCCGGAUUCGGCACCCGAGGUGCUCGACCCUCCUUUUGCUAAGGUCAACAGCGUCGUCGACGGCAGCCCCGCCAACAGCGCUGGCCUCAAGGCGGGAGAUCUAAUCCGCAACUUUGGCUACGUCAAUUAUGCAAACCACGACGGCCUCAAGAAGGUCGGCGAGUGCGUGCAGGGCAACGAGGGGCAAAACGUGCUGGUCAAGAUUACCAGAACUAAUGGGCCCAGUCAAACCGAGCUCCGGUUGACGUUAACCCCUCGUAGAGACUGGGGAGGAAGAGGGCUGUUGGGCUGCCAUAUCCUACCCGUCUGAGGUCUGCCGCACUGAGGAGGAUGGAUACGUCGCAGUUUUCGACGCAGGAAUGCUCGACUCCAGUUACGGGCCCAAAUACAGGCGAAUGCGUGUAGUCGACGGGUGUAGGGCGAGCAUCAUGGCCAAACGAGUUGAUGCAAAUCAGCCUGCAUAAAGACGGCCGGCCUAUGAGUCGGCUUGAGCCUCUGGAAUGGCAGAUAAAAUAGGGCGCGCCUUAACAAAUCAGGCGUCUAUAGGGUGGAUAUGGUGAUCUAGACAUCCCAGCUAAUGAAUAAGUUCAUCCGCCUUUAAUUUCGGAUGCAGGAAACAUCCGGGCCCUAGCGCGUGCUUGAACGUAUUGAUGUCUAUCACUCUGUGCCUGG